Messenger RNA from Aspergillus aculeatinus CBS 121060, 1653 nucleotides. RefSeq names its product sugar porter family MFS transporter. The coding region runs from base 1 to 1653 and encodes 550 amino acids. Gene Ontology annotation, biological process: transmembrane transport; carbohydrate transport. NCBI's taxonomy places the organism in Eukaryota, Fungi, Ascomycota, Eurotiomycetes, Eurotiales, Aspergillaceae. The record is from RefSeq and is a predicted model, not a curated record. Gene Ontology annotation, cellular component: membrane. Gene Ontology annotation, molecular function: carbohydrate:proton symporter activity. The transcript has 2 exons.
AUGGGCGCCACCGGUGGAGGCAUCUCCAAGGAUGCCCUAAAACAAGUUCCCAAACCAGCCCGAGCAGCAUUCAUCUGGCUGGUUGCCAUUUGGGCCUCCUACUGUGGUAGCCUUCACGGCUUCAACUCUUCCAACAUCUCCGGCGUGAUGGGAAUGAGUAGCUUCAAGCAUGAGUACGGCUGGGACUCGCUUUCUUCGGGGACAGUCACCAACUACAAGGGCUGGGUCACCUCCUCAAUGCUGCUGGGCCAAACCGCAGGCAUCCUCCUCUCCGGUCCAAUCAUGGAACGUCGUGGCCGCAAACCGGUGAUUUUGUUGGCUGCGAUCACAUACACCAUCGGUGCGCUGCUCAUGGCGGUCAACUUCGGUUCUCUGGCCGAACUCAUGGUAGGCCGCACCAUCUCUGGCCUGGGGUCCGGGAUUGCCUACUCAGCAGGCCCCGUGUACAUCUCCGAAGUGGCGCCCACUGAGCUCCGUGGCAUGAUGUCCACCUUCUACAACGCAGGGAUUAUGUCCGGCGUGGCCGGGGCCUAUUGGAUCAACUACGCCGUAACGAUGGUCAUCCCCGCGGGAUCUGAAUGGCAAUGGCGCAUCCCAAUGAUCCUGCAGCUCAUCCCAUCGACCAUCCUGUUGGCGGGCUACCCCUUCUGUCCCGAAAGCCCCCGGUUCCUCAUGAUGCGCGGCCAGGUCGCCGCCGCACGCCGCAACCUCGUCCGCCUGCGUGGCGGACUCGACGAGCGCGACCCCUAUUUCGCCCGCGAGUACGCCGAGCUACGCAACAAAGUCGACCACAGCGAGGACGCUCCCACCACCGGCCAGUCACCCUGGAAGUCCAUCCAGCAGUCCUGCCGGCAGUUCGCCUCCGACCCGACCUUCCGCAAGGUCCUGGUGCUGGUCCUCUUUGUUCAGACCUUCUUCAUCAUGUCCGGCGGAAACAGCAUCACCUACUACGCCCCGACUAUCCUGGCCUCGAUUGGCUUCAACUCCUCGAAAGUCCUCCUCUUCACCGCAGUGUAUGGCACCAUCAAGUUCCUGUCUGUAUUUCUAUACGCCUUCUUCCUCACCGAGCGCUUCGGCCGCCGGCCCCUCCUCCUCGCCGGCUCCACCAUCAACCUCGUCUGCCUGAUCUACAUCGCCGCCUACCUGGGCAAAGCCGACCUCUCGGCCACAGACAGCAGCCCCAGCGCAGCAGCCAUCAUCGCCGUCGUCGCCCUGUGUGUCUUCGCCGUCGGCUACGGCUUUGGCUGGGCCCCCGCGUUCUCCCUGACUGCCUCAGAGAUCUGCCCGACCAGCAUGCGCGGUACCGUCAUUACUCUGGCAUUUACCUACCAGAACCUAUUGAACUUCGGCAUCACUCGCGGUUUCCCGAAUAUGACCGUCGCCAUGCACCCGUGGGGUCCGUUCGCGCUGUUCGCUGCCUGCACCUUUUGCGGUACCAUCUGGGUCUUCUUCGCCUUCCCGGAGUGCAAGGGUCGCAGUAUGGAGAGUACGGGGGCGUUGAUGGCGCUGCCCUGGUACAAGGUCGGGUUUGAGCCCGUUCCCGUGCAGCAGGAGUUGGCGGGACUGCGGGAGGAGGCAGGGGGGAAGGAUUUGGAGAAGGAUGCUUAUUCAGAGCAUGAAGAGACGGUGGCUGGAGGGGGGGUGGGCAGGUAG